GUUGGCAAAAGCAGCGCUUAGUCGUUCCCACCAUUUUUCCUAAUCCCAUUUCUCUUUUUCUCGUUCUCUUGAAUUUCUAGGGUUACCGUUGGAACCACUCGCCAGCCACGUACGUACGGAGGCUCUCUCUUCCUCCGCCAUGAACUCACGGCAAUCCUCUCUGUCGCCCUGUGACAUCUGCGGCGCCACCCAAACCCUAUCUCUGACCAUCCACAACAUCCGCCACCGCGCCCACACCUGCCGCCACUGCACCAACUGCGUCCUCAAGCAGCACCCUGGCCUCUUCUGCCCUCUCUGCUUCGAACUCCACGACGACUCGCCCCUCCCUCCCCACCACCGCCUCAUGUGCGUCCGCUGCCCCGCCGUCGCACACCGUUCCUGUGCGUUCCCCUCCACCAACCCCUCCGCUGCACCCGCGCCAGCACCACCGUUCUUCUGCCCUACUUGUCUCGAUUCUAACUUCACCUACUUCAAACUCCCCGACCGCAAGACCGGAGCCGUCGACGUCCAGUCCGCCAAGGUGCUCGUCACUGCUGCCCGGAUCGCUGCCGUGUCCAUGAGCAAGGCGGCCGCCGUGGCACGGUUCGAUGCGGAACGUCGCGCCAGGGAGGCCGCCGUGGCCAGGAAGAGGGCGAAGGACGCGCUGGAGCAUCUCGCGGAGAUCCUCGCCAGGGAGCAGGCGGAGCAGGACGAGGAGGAACAGAACGGCACCGUUUCUGCUGGCCGGAGGCGUGGCGCGUAAUAGUAGGUUGGCUUUGACAUGUAACUGGUUUGGCUGGUGGAAUAAGGGUCAAUUGGUGGCAAUGAUGGUGGUUGGCUUUGACAUGGUCCAUAUGACAGCAGAGGAACAAAAUACUGUUUUCCAAUGAAACCUUCAAUGGCAAUAAAUUGUUGGAUGAUGCAGCAUUCUUACUCUGGACAUGGCUUAGAAGUUUGGAGAAAGAUUUUACAACCCAUUUUAACCAAUGGUCAAGUAAUCUUAGAGUUGGUUGUGUGUAUUAGCCGAGGAUAGCAACCAUAGGAUAACAGUAGAUAUAGACUCUUGUAUGUAGUCAGCUUUUGGUUCCUAUCAAGAUUGUAUUAAGCCUGAUAUCCAGAACCAAUUGUAUGGACUAUCACAAUUAUGUACUCUUUGUACCUCUGGUACUUCAAUAUAUACAUAUAUUAUAUUUGCUGAUAAAAAAAAAAAAGUUUGAAGAUAAAAAAAGAUGAACUGAAAUCUGAAAAUAAGUUAUUCCUGUAUGCUGCUCUUCCUUGAUAUCAAGUGGAAAGUUAACCUCUAAGGCAGGAUAACAUCUAAAUUGGGAAAAGCUCUUUGUCAAUGGCUUUUCUAGUGUGUUUCAUGGAUAUGGGUACAAGUGCAGGUACACAACGAAUUUUCUAAAGGUAUGGGUAUGAGAGGAUAUUAUCAUAAGAAAUUUAAAAACAUAAAGUAUUAAAGUCAUAAUAUAAAUACCAUUCUCUUAUUUUCUUACUCAAAUAGCAAAAAUAUUUAAAGAAAAUACAAGUUGAAGGGAGUGAAACAGUAAUUUGUUUGGUUUAGUAAGGAACCAAACAACUAAGCAACAAAACUUGGUGUUGUGUAUGGACUGACUUGUUCUUGAGGCAUAAGUGAGUAUUGGGUGGGGUAGCCUUGGUACCCAAUAAGUACUGGUACUGAAUAUGUACCCAGUGUGGGUACAACAACUUUUGGGAGUACCCAUGCAUAAUAACUUUUCUGUAUGAAGUUCAAUAUGUCUUGGCUCCUACUUCCAAUGUCUUGUGUAGAAUCACUUUAAAGAAAUGCAACAGGGUUCUUCACAUAAUAAGAUCAAUCCAAAUCAUUGGGAGUGAUCAAGUGAGGGUAUAAAUGCUUAACAUAUGUCCUGGCUUCAUUCAAAACAUGAGUGGAUGAACUGGGGAUAUUGCCUUUUGAAAGGUUAUGUGGAUGCCCAACAGAUUGGAUUUGUUUACCACCAUAAUGUUGAUUUUUUUUUUUUUAUAAAGUCGGGUUCAACCUUUCAGUUCAUUUUUCUUAUCUUCAAACUGUUGCAUUCCAGCAAUUUUCUCUUUUGAUACUAGUGCUUGUUUAUCCAUCUGCUUUCUUGUGGUUGUGGUAGACACUAGACAGUACUACCCCCUGUUGUUAGGAUGUAUAAUGAGAGUUGAAUAAGAACAGCUGCUAGUCAGUUAUUCCAUUAGUUAGCUAGUUAGUUUGAUUAUAAAUAGGGGCAUUCUGUUAAACCGUUAAUCUUCCACAAGGUGACAAAACAAUAUGAUGACUUAAGUCAACAUAAAUAUUUACUCACUCAUAAGAUUUUUCUUUUUAAAACAUUUUCUAAAGCUUGAUAUUGUAGUUGAAAGAACAUUUGCUUAUUGAAUGAAACUAGGGAAACAGUACACGAUUCCAUAUAUUUUGAGAGGUGUGGAUCCACUCCUUACACUGCUUUCUUAAUCACCAAAAGUUCCCUUUUGUAGGCAACUACUGGUCUACAAUUUAUAAUCGAAAUCCACCCUUAAUGGACCUAAUUAGCUGCAGGUCCAUUCCCCUUCUUUCUAACAUAAACCUACUUGAUCACAACUCUACUAUCUGUUUUAAAUAUGUAAAUGUAAUUAGCAUUAAUUUAGGACAGAAUAUUUCCUGUGCAUAUCUUUGAAAUUUAUAGCCUGUAAGUACUAGAUCCUAUUUAUAUUAUCAUUAACCUUUAUAAGUGGAUAAGUUCUUGUAUUUCGAAUCAGUAAAUGAUAUUCAAAAGUUUAUUCCUUUUGAACUUGUCGUUUGAGGGAGGGAUUUCUUUUGUUUUCAUAGUUUCAUUUGUGUACUGUCUGGUCCGACAGGCAUCUGUGGUGGGAGUUGUUGUAAAGUCCCACAUUGCCUAUUUAAUUACUGAGGUGCGGUUUAUAUACCUUUUGGGAAACUUCUGGUAAUGUCAAUUAGUUUUAAGAUGAAAUCUAACACUAUAAUUUUAAGUGCCUAAUAUUAUCCCAAAUCAGAGAUGCUUACCCAAAGAAAACUUGAAUAUUAUGGUCCCAUCAAAUGCAAUAGUAGCACAUAUUGCAUAUAAACUUAGCCUCUUUACUUCCCCACUCAAACAACUAAAUGUAAUAACAAAAAAUUGUCUAAAAUGCUUAGCCUCUUUACUUCUAACUAAGCCAUUAAUGUUGUUAAUGAGAAUUUGAUCCAAGCAGACCUAACAUUUGCCAUAAAAGCAUAACAAAUCAUCCAUAAAGAACACAAGCUAAAUUUUCAAAACAUUCAUUUAAAGUUAUAUUUCAUUUCUCUUAAUUUUUUUCUCUGUUGAAAUGGGAAAUUUUCUUAUUAUAGAUCAUACAACAGGUUAUGAUAUUGAAUGUUAUUAUAUUGGGAUUGUUUAUCAUUCCACUAUAUGCUAAUUAUUGGGUGUGAUUCCACAAUAUGCCCAGCAUAUACCAUAAAAGCAUAACAAAUCAUCCAUAAAGAACAGAAGCUAAAAUUUCAAAACAUUCAAUGAAAGUCAUAUUUCAUUUCUUCUAAUUUUCUUCUGUUGAAGUGGGAUAUUUUCUUAUUAUAGAUCAAACUACUGGGUGUGAUUUUGAAUGUUAUUAUAUUGGGAUUGCUUAUAAUUCCACUAAGUGACUAACUAUUUAAAUUGUUAAUACUUAAAUUGAUUCAUGGCCUAUAAUACAUUUUUUGCUUCAAUUUCUCUCCUUAAUCAGUUCAUGGAUAUUGUCAAUACUUAAUCUGCUCUUCCAGAUGAGAAAUUCACCACGUAAACUAAUAAUAUCAUCUGUAAGCGAAACUUACAUCUCAAAAUGUAGAUACAUCGCAACCCUUGCCUUUUUUAUUUCCUUUCUUCAGUAAAGGCUUAACCUAUGUGUCAUUAGUCCUUUCUGCUUUAUUUAAUCAUACAUUUCUAUGUCAGUGUCAUUCUUACACCAUUUAGACUUCAGAGGGAAGUAAUAAUCCGGGUUUUUUUUUUCAUUAUUAUCUGGUUUACACUUUAUAACCAUUUGCUUUAAUUUAAUUUACUUGUGCCUGCCAAUGAUGGAAUGUAUAUGUUUCAUACCCAUGUCCUAUUCCACAGCUCAACCUGAUAAAUUGUGUUCAAUGUUAGCAAAGAAAAGCCAGUACAAGACAUUUAGGAAUUUCAGUAGUUGGAUGAUUAUGUUUAAUGAGAAAACUUGCCUAUUUGCAAUACUUACAGCAACUUAUGCUACAAUGUGGUAGAGGAGAUCCAUAGAAAGGGAUAUGCAUUUGAUUGGAAUCUUUAGACACCGACUCUCAGUCGAUUGUCAUAUGCAUUACAAUUCAACUAAACUGCACAGAAUCACGAACAAGGUUCUUCCUUUUAUCUUUUUUCUUCUUGUUCCUAAUUGUAGCUUUAAAAAAAAAACACACACACACUCACACACAAAAUUCAUUAAGAUUGAAAAGAUAGGUAUAAAUGUUUUAGGAUAAGAAAUCAUUGAGAACUAUACCAUGAAAAAAAGGAAAAAGACAAUAAACUAAUAACAAGUAAAAUGCAACAUGACACUUUGAUCUCUCUGAAGGUCUAAUAAAGAUACCCCUUUAACAAGACCAUUAGCAGAACACCACAAAGAAGCUACAUGAACUGGUUGAUCCUGAAUGGACUCAAGAGUCAACUGAUGACCGAUAAAGAUUCUAGCAUUUCUGUCUGACCAGAUACACCAGAUAACUGCAAAUUGAGAACCACGCAGGAACUGCUGGUGUCGAAUGCUCUAAAAUUAACACAUGGGCAUUGCUGGAGAUUGUGUAAAUUGUUUCUGUGAUUCUUCUGUUAACACCUGAACAAGUACAGAUCUUUUUCGGUCUUUCCUGAUAACGGGUUUGAAAGUUUCUUGUUGUUAAUACUCCUCCUUGCUUAUCGGGUUUUCGAAAAUGAUUUGUCCUAAUGUUCAAUGUCUGAGAAGAUUCAAUAAAGAACCUCCGCACAACUUUUGGCAUUUGGUUAACUCUAACUUUUUAAUCAUUAUGGUGAUUGAUUGAGUUUUAUAUGUUAUAAAUAUGUUUGUACUUUGUACUUCCCAUUCUCCGUGAAUUUUCCGAGAUUACAAAGGAAGGAUAUUUAGCAUUUUCAGCUCUUCACUUUGAUGAGAUACCUGGACUUGGAUUCCUGGCUGGAUAGAUGAGGCCAGUGUGGUUCCUUUGCAAAUAAUCCUAACCCUAUAAAUCUGUUUGGGUCUAUUUAUUUACCUUUCUAUAUGCGGUCUUGAUUUUUCCCUUCAUAAUGACUGAACAAGGGUGCAUGCUUAGUGCUGUGACUGUCUUUAUGUUAAUGGGGUAGAAGAAAAAUCAACUCCCCAGUUUCUUGAGUUGUUGAUGUCUCAAAUGCAGUGAUUAGUUUUAUGAAUACUGGUAUAAUAUGAUAGAGCAAAGGCCCUUGGGUCAAAAUGUUUUAUUUUUGGCUAAAUCAAGAUCCAUUGGCAAAGAUAUGGGGCGAGAUUGUCUUUGGUGGCAUUGACUGACCACAUUUAUGGUCCACUUUCUCGCAAAGUUCAUUGGCAGGUCUAUUAUAUUUCAACCUCAUUUGCUUCAUUUUAGCUCUUCUUAUCAACCAUGUUGGUGUAAUCGGCUUUGUCCAAUUUUCCCUCCUAGUUUCAUUUAUUCCUUUUCAUACAAAUGCUUGACAACUAAAUAUUAGCAGGGUUUCCGUUGGCUGUUGCAAUUCAUUUUUGCCUACAAUUACUUAACAUUUCAAACAUCUAAUAUUCCUUUUUUCU
Glycine soja is the source of this 5700-nucleotide messenger RNA. RefSeq lists its product as uncharacterized. The transcript is spliced from 2 exons. NCBI's taxonomy places the organism in Eukaryota, Viridiplantae, Streptophyta, Magnoliopsida, Fabales, Fabaceae. The record is from RefSeq and is a predicted model, not a curated record. Bases 140 to 742 code for a protein of 200 amino acids.